Messenger RNA from Portunus trituberculatus (swimming crab), 5975 nucleotides. Its product is annotated as protein virilizer-like. Gene Ontology annotation, cellular component: RNA N6-methyladenosine methyltransferase complex. Gene Ontology annotation, molecular function: RNA binding. The record is from RefSeq and is a predicted model, not a curated record. Lineage: Eukaryota; Metazoa; Arthropoda; Malacostraca; Decapoda; Portunidae.
GCCGGCGUGGGUGUGGUGACGUCAUUGUUGUGUUUACUAGUGGUUAACUCGCCGGAGACAUGAAUGAAUUGCUAUUUUUCGACACUUUCUCCCAUGAAGUGAGCGAGAAGGUACAGCUGGACCUGGUACAGUUCCCGCGGCCUGUACAGGUGACAGAGGUGCGGGCCAUCCCUCUUGGAGCGCGGGUACAGGCUGACUUCCCUGGUGGUGUGCGUUUGGGAGCCACCAACCCCAGCCAGUUUGAGAUUGAGUUCUUUGUGAAUGACCUAAGCAAGCGCGGGGCGGGGACCUUCGAGAGUGUGGGCUGCCUUCAGUACAACCAGCAGGGCAAGAUUCACAUGGACUUUGAGAAGAAGGUCCCCACCGACGGCUUACUCCUUCGUGGGAAUUACAACACCAUCACCCUCGCUGUUUAUGGCCAUGUCACCAAAGUGCAGAGGGAACCGUCCCCCGCCCCGCCCCAGCACCCAGCCCCGGCCCCCACCAAGACCCCCAAGCCAGCCCCGGUGCCGCCCUCAGCCCCGGUGCAGCCCUCAGCCCCCACCCCAGCACACCCACCCCCGGAGAAGCUCAACACCCAUGACCGGAUAAGAGACUGGCUGGAGGAGACCAGGGAAUGUGUGAGUGACGAGGCUGAAGGCUUUGGGUACGAGGAGAUAAUCAGCGACGAGGAGGACCUUCCGGAAUACACCUAUGAGGAGGAGUGGGUCAUUGACGAGUGGGAAGACUGGCUGCGACCUUUGACCCUCGACCCAUCCCCCCUCCACCCACCCAAGCACCUGGUCUCUCCCACACUGACUGAAUUCCAAGUGGCUCUCCAACGCUGCCAGGCCGAGGGUUUGGAGGGAGAGGAAGACCAGCUGCAGUGGAGCAUGUGUCAACUGAUCCCCAGAGAUUUGCCUCCACUUGUUGCUCGGAAUGGAUUCGACGCGUGUGGGACGCUCUGUGACUGGGUGGAGGUCGGCCUGGACUUCCAACGUGCCCUGGCCCAAGAACAGCCGGUCUAUAAGAUCCGCCACAUGAAGGUGGGAGUGCGUCUGACCCAGCUGCUCCUCCAGUGCUGCUGCGAGGUGACCCGGCGAGUGCUGAACAGAGGGGUGCUGGACAAGCUGCACACGCUGUACCACAAACCCCACAUGGCCCUCUCCAUGAAGCUGCUCAUUCUCAGGACAAUCGACACCAUCACAACAACACCACUGGGGCUCAAAUACUUCCUCGGCCAGCCCCUGGGGGAGGAACGGGCAGAGGAGGAGGAGGAGGAGGGAGAGAAGAAGAAGGAAGGAGAGGAGGAACAGAACGCAGAGAUGGCCAAGAAGGACGAGAAGGAAGAGGAGGAGGAGGAGGAAGAGGAAGGGAAGAAGAAGAAGAGGAGGAGGACAGGGUAUGAGAUGAUGCUGGAGAUGCUGGCGGCUGUUCCUCAGACCCGUGCUAAGAUGGCGCUGGCUGCCACGGUGCGCAAGAUCCACCUGCUGGACAUCUGCCUGCAGCUGCGUGAGGUUGGCCAGGUCAUCGCCGCUGCCAUGCCCCCCCCUCACCACAUCCCAGAACCCCCCAAGCCCAGGGAUGAGAUGGGAGUGAUGGAGGAGGAGGGGGUGGUGGGGGUGGGUGACGGUGAUGAGGGCGGCUGUGGUGGUGGUGGUGGUGAGGGAGAGUGGAGCUUCACCCAGUGUGCCCCCCCGACCUGCCCCUCACCCCCCACCACCUGCCUGGCGGAGGUGUGUCGCGUCUACAGGUUUGCUAAUCAACUCCUGGCUCAUCCACACAGAUGGCUGCCGGGUUCCAAACAAUUCCAGCUGCCCAAGAACCCCCACGACCCGUACCCGCAGCUGUACGUCAUCCUGGACAGCGCUGCGUUCCUGGAGGCGCUGGCAGGGGUGGUGGGGGUGCUGGGGGGGCUGCAAGGGGGGGUGGUGCUAGAGGACACAAGGAGGCUGGUAGAGGGAAUGCUGGCACACUCACACGGGGUGAGGUACCUUGCAGCUCACCCCGGCCCCUCCACCACCCUGGCUAGAGUCAUGGUGCAGAUUGGAGAGGAUAGUCGGGAGGAGGAGGGGGGCCUGUACCAGCUGGGGCUGCAGCUGCUGCACACACUGCACGCCAUGGCCCAGCUGGAUGCCCUGGCCCAGCUGGCGGCCACACACAACCCGGACUACUCUCAAGCAGCCGGCCACUUCAACACGCUGCUGUCCUGCGUGCUGAGCCCCGUGGGGCGGCAGGCGGUGGUGGGGCUGUUGGGGCUGCACGGCCACCUGGAGGUGCUGUUCCCCUACCUGCGCCUUGGUGCCGGUGAUGACCAGGACAACGCGCCGACCCGCCUGGCGUGCUACGGCUACGCAGUGGAGUUGGUGGUGAUGGUGGUGAAGCUGUGUGAGCGCGUGGAGGCGGUGGAGCGGUGCGGGGCGGCGCUGCUGCAGCUGGUGGAGUACGAAGAGGCGCGGGAAGGACCCAAGCUGGAGGAGCACGCCCGCCUGUGUGAGGUGCUGCCCUGGCUGGCCCCGGCACGGUGCCCCGAGGCAGCCCCGGGCUACGAUAACCUGGCGGCACUGUCCGCCGGCCUCAAGGACCAGCUGGAGAAGAUUGACAAGUUCUCCGGUGAGCUGGUGACACAGCUGCGCCUCAUCCGCCGCCUCAGCGUGCCGGAGGAGGCUGUGUCAGCGCUGGCCCCGGAGGAACACAACGGGGAGCUGAUUGCCGAGCUCAAGUACCGCUAUGCCACAGUGCAGCUGUUCUCCGCAGACUGCCACACCCACCUGGCCGCCCUGCUGGCGCGCCUCUGCACCAUGUACGCCCAGCCCGCCGUGCACGCCUCCUCCCUGGCCGGCUCUGAGGGUGCGGUGCUGCUGGCGGUGGUGCGGCCUGCCCUGGCCAUCCUCAAGAACAUCCUGACGUACGUGAUCCAGGCACGCAACACGGCCUUCAAGGACCUCUCCGCUGUGGUGCCCCUUGUCCAGACCUUCCUCCUGCUGCAGGCCUUCCCCCCCGGCUCACAGCACAGCGGCCCUGCACAGCAGCUGCAGCGCCAGGUGGUGGCCACGCUGCUGCUCUACACACAGCCCCGCCAGGCCGCCCCGGAGGAGGAGGAGGUGCUGGCCAAGAGUCUCUGGACCAAGAUGAUGGCAGAGGUGGUGCGUUACUUGCUGACAGGGCCGCACACCUUCCUGGGCGUGGUGUGCCUCAUGCUGGAGCUGCUGCCAGUGCCGGUGCCAGUGCAGAGCCGGGGCGCCCUCACCACGGAGGAGGCAGAGCAGGUAAGUGCCCUGCGGCAGGCCUGGUCUGCCCACCUCUACCCGCUGGCCCCCGCCCUGCACGAGGCCGUGCUGCGCCUGGGCUUCACCAGCGUGCCGGCGCUGUGGCACCAGCUGCGCCGCCUGUGUGUGGCCCUGGCUGACCUGUCUGCCCCCAUGGCUCUGCUGGUGGCCCGUACCGCGCUGGACCUGGCCCUGCAGGCACACCGGCAGGACCAGCGGGCGUGCGGUGAGGACUUUGGGCCGUGCUCUCCCCAGACAGGCCGUGUGCUGGCCACGCUGGCCCAGCUGGUGUCCCACGCCCCCACCAAGGCUGCUGUGCUGCACCUGCUGCGCGGCGGCUCCCCCACGUUGGCCGCAGCCCCCGCCAAGGGUGAGGACAAGUACAGUGGCCUGGUGGCCCUCUGGUGCCGCAUCCUCAACGUGGCGGCCAGCGGCUCCCAGGCCCACGUGGCCGCCCAGGACUGCCUGCUGGCCCUCGUGCUGCACCUCUGCGACCACCACAACGCCCUCGAGCCGCCGCCGCCACCACCGCCAUCAUCCCGCGAGGCAGAGCCGCCAUCCCUGGAGGGAGUGCCCAACAAGGAGGUGCUGGUGCCGCUGGUGGAUGCCCUGGUGGACCACCUCCACAACCCACACAGCCCCCACCACUCCCUCCACCAGGGCCUGCGGGCACUCAUCCACCUCACUGAGCACGACUACGGCUUCUUCCACAUCAGGAGCGUGAUGGAGCGUAAGAAGGCCUGCCUGCUGAGUCUGUUCCAGCGUCUGAGCUCAGCGUUCCGCAAAGAAAACAUGGACCACCUCACGUCCUUACAGGGGGCCGUGGAGCUGUGCCACCUGCUCAUCGCCUCCCCCCCAGACCAGGCCCGCACCCUCACCGCCUCCCCCAACGACCUGGCCAACUACCUGGGGUGGAAGGUCGGGGGGUACGAGAUGUCCACCCGCCACCCUUCCACCCCCGCCCCACAGAAACCCAAGGAGGAGCAGGAGGAGGGGGAGGCCAAGGAGGAGGAGGUGGUGGAGGAGGGGGAGGCCAAGGAGGAGGAGAGGAAGGAGGAGGAAAGGCAGGAGGAGGUGGAGGUGGAGGAGGAGGAGCAGGAGGAGGAGGAGGAGGAGGAGGAGGAGAUGGUGGUGAAGAAAGAGGAAGGGAAGAAAGAAGAGGAACGGAUUCACCCUCUUAAGUUGUUGGAAAACCAAGUUGUGGCAGAAGGAUGCGAGGAGGAACUGAUGGAGACUCUGUAUGAAGAUAUCAACCAGCUAAUCUUGGUCUUGGAGAACGCCGGAACGCAGAACGCUGAUGCCAAGGAGUUGAGUGAGCCAGCUGGGCCAGAUGGUGAGGGGCUGGUGGCUCUGUUCAGUGGAAGGGUUGUGUGGACCAGCUCCUCGCCCUCCCAAGAUGACAUUCCUGCUUAUUGGGUCAGCUCUCCACCCCACCAGGAGCCAGACCACUCAGAAAUGGUAUCAACAAACCUGCUGGAGAUCUGCCUUCAGUAUGCUGGUGACUAUGACCUGGUGGGGAGCCUACACAAGCUGGUGAAGGGGCAGGGGGCGCAGGCACACCCCCAGAAGCUGGCAGGGAAGGGGCCACCCAGAUACAAGCACAGUGCCGGGGCCAUCAGGGCAGACAAGCGUGGCAGGCCCUUUGUUGCCCCAAUGCGUGGUCGUCCCUUCACCCGCGGCAUGAACCUUCGCAGCGACCCCUUCCGCAGCCGGCCCCCCAACACCUCCCGGCCUCCCUCCCUGCAUGUGGACGACUUUGUGGCCCUGGAGAGCACCGGCCACCAACCCACAGGACCCACGGGUUACAACAAGAUCUCCUUCGGCAGGGGCAAGUUCCUGCUUGACUCAAUGCGGGGCGGGCGGGGCAGCCGGGGCGGGCGGGGCAGUGAGAGCCGAGGCACCAGGUUCUUCCAUCGACCCCCAUUCAGACCAGACUCAGGCACAGUUCGCGGAAUCAACCCGAGAGGACGUGGUGCCCCUUGGCUGUUUCGGGGCGAGACCUCUCCACGGGGCUACCGGGGCACGGCGGCCAGUUCCGGGGGCAUGAGGUACAUCCGGGGGCGGGGCCUGUACACCCGGGGCAAUGGGAACGCCAGCGGGGGGCAGAAAGAGAGAUUUCCUGCCAAAUUUCCCGAAAGAGGAGGAAGGCGAGAUUUAAAUGGCGGGAGACAUAUUAGAGGAGGGUUCAGGUAAAGAGAGAGAGAGAGAGAGAAUGAAAGACAUGUAAUAAUAAGUGGAUAUAGGUGGAUAAGGUUGAAUUAAAUGUGCUUAAAUGGAGAGAGAGAGAGAGAGAGAGAGAGAGAGAGAGAGAGAGAGAGAGAGAGAAUAAAGAAAAACAAAUUAGUUUAUAAAGUAGACACGUUCAAAUGUGUAGGAAAUGAGAAAGAAAGAGAGAGAGAGAGAAAGAAUUACAACACAUACAGAGAUGAAAUGAGAGAGAGAGAGUGAGACACACACACACACACACACACACACACACACACACACAUUGCACAAAGAUAUAAAUAGAUAAGAUUAUUGGUUAGAAUAUUUUGUAUAGAUUAGGACAGGUUUGUGUAUGUAUGUAUGUAUGUAUUCAGGUAUUAUUAUUAUUAUUAUUUAAGGCUUUUUAUAAAUAUUUUCCGUCUUUUCCUCUCGUUUGUUCAAUUUUGUACAUGAAUGAAUGGACUUCCUGCUUGCAAAUUUGUAAAUGAAGGAAAAAAUGAAAUGAAUAAAAAGUUGAAUUAU